Acanthopagrus latus (yellowfin seabream) is the source of this 3052-nucleotide messenger RNA. RefSeq names its product DnaJ heat shock protein family (Hsp40) member A1 (gene dnaja1). The transcript has 9 exons. NCBI's taxonomy places the organism in Eukaryota, Metazoa, Chordata, Actinopteri, Spariformes, Sparidae. The coding region runs from base 158 to 1375 and encodes 405 amino acids. Gene Ontology annotation, molecular function: Hsp70 protein binding; ATP binding. The record is from RefSeq and is a predicted model, not a curated record. Gene Ontology annotation, biological process: protein refolding; response to heat. Gene Ontology annotation, cellular component: cytoplasm; cytosol.
GACUCCUCGUCGCAGGAGAUUGACGUCACUGUAGCAGGUUUUUGCCCCCGGUAGAGGCGGGUUAGAAGAUUCUCGAAGAGUGAGCCGAGGUUUUGCUCUGAACUUGUGAGGAUUCAAAACAUCGUCUUCAUAUAAGGGUUAUUUGUCAAAGGCAAACAUGGUUAAAGAAACAGGCUUUUAUGACACACUGGGUGUGAAACCCAGUGCAACUCCUGACGAACUGAAAAGAGCCUAUCGCAAACUAGCCUUGAAAUAUCACCCUGACAAAAAUCCAACAGAGGGAGAAAAGUUCAAGCAGAUCUCACAAGCAUAUGAGGUGCUUUCAGAUGCCAAGAAGAGAGAGGUCUAUGACCGUGGAGGUGAAAAGGCUAUAAAGGAAGGAGGAUCUGGUGGUGGUGGAGGCGGUGGGGGCUUUGCCUCACCCAUGGACAUCUUUGACCUGUUUUUUGGUGGCGGCAGUCGGAUGCACAGAGAGAGAAAAGGUAAGAACAUCGUUCAUCAGAUUUCUGUGACGUUGGAAGAUCUUUACAACGGAGCUACAAGGAAACUUGCUCUCCAGAAGAACAUUAUUUGUGAGAGAUGUGAAGGUCGUGGGAGUCGGAAAGGAGCUGCACAGAUGUGCAUGACCUGCCAUGGCACAGGCAUGCAGGUCCGCAUGCACCAGCUGGUACCAGGUAUGGUGCAGCAAGUGUCCACAGUGUGCCACAGCUGUCAGGGCCAAGGACAGAGAAUCAGCCACAAGGAUCGCUGCAAAGGAUGUGGGGGCAGAAAGAUCCUGCGGCAGAAGAAGAUUUUGGAGGUCCACAUUGACAAAGGAAUGAGAGAUGGCCAGAAGAUCGUUUUCCACGGAGAGGGAGACCAGGAGCCAGGAAUAGAGCCAGGUGACAUCAUCAUCGUCUUAGACCAGCGAGAACACCCAAAUUUCACCAGGAGAGGAGAAGACCUUGUCAGGUCAAUGGAGUUGCAGCUGGUCGAGGCUCUGUGUGGUUUCAAGAAGCCCAUUAAGACACUGGACGACAGAACUCUCCUCAUCAUCUCACAUCCAGGGGAAUUGAUCAAACCUGGAGACACAAAGUGCGUCUUGAAUGAGGGGAUGCCAAUGCAUCGCAGGCCAUUUGAGAAGGGACGUCUUAUUAUUCACUUCUCGGUGGUGUUCCCACAACCCAACUUCCUCCCCGAGCAGAAGCUGAAGGAGCUGGAGCGCUACCUCCCAGGAAAGCUGGAGGCCGAGCAGCCAGACGCAAUGGAUGAAGACCUGUACAUCUACGCCAACCUUGAGGAGUGUGACUUUGAGAACAGGAGGAGAGGCAACCAUCAGUACUACUAUAUGGAUGAAGACGACUGCACUGGGGGCGUUCAGUGUCAGACAUCUUAAACAACACCUGACCUGUUCUUACACUAGAGGCCCACACCCUCAUCUCUUAAAGCACCUUCAUUUUGAGUUUUGUGCACUUUUUUAUUUAAUUACUACUCUUUUUGAUUUUUUUGUUCUUUUAAGCUGAAUCAUAAAACUGUCCCAACAUUCUCCUGAUUUAUUCUACAUUUUUUGGACAGAUUAACUUUUAAGUUACAGGACUAAACUGGAUGCCUUGUCAUCUUUGGGACCUUUCCUUUUCUUUUUUUUUUCUUUUUUUUGCAAGAUUUUGUUUUUAUUUUUCCAGUCACACUGUGAUGAGAGAUGAGAGGGCUGCUUCGACAGGGGCUUCAUAAAAAAAAGAAAAACUUCUUUGUCUAAGCAAAGACUGCCUGCUUUUACAUGCAGGAACACUAAAACGGAUGCCAAUGUUAAUAUGAAAAUAACCUUUUUUACAGUGUUACUAAAUCGGCUGUUGUUGUGGACCACUUGUUGGUGACUUGUUCAAUAUGUUUGUGUGUGUGUGUGUGUGUGUGUGAGAGAGAAGACCUAGUGUUCAGGUAGGUGUGGGGAGCCUUGUGUAUUUAGACUUGAGUUUAAACAUUUCUGCUGUUUUACCCUUUCAAGGGCUAUUUUCUAAACAUUCUAAAACAAUCAUUAAAAUGUGACAAAAGAUAAUAAUGAUGCAGGCGUGGCAGUACAUAGGUUCAAGCCACUUAAUUGUAGAGCAUUCAAACUUAUAUUUAUAUUUAGUUUAUUAUGUUGCUGCAAUCUGUUUCCUGUGAUGGUGCCGCACAUUUCAUUAUGUUUUGGAAACCUCAUGUAUAUACAGCACAGUCUGAUAUAGGCAGGUGUUCACAAACAAAAGGUCAAUGAUUAGUAAGAAGGCACUUUAUUUUGGAACAGUUAACAGAUUGGGGAGGGUUUAGAAGAGCUUAAUGUGAUUUUAUAAUUAUGUCUUAAUGCGGUUUUGAGUUUUAUUUAAAGUUAUUCGGAGAAAUCGGUAAACCUGCUUGUUGUAACAGGCUGUUACUGCCUUGAUGCUUUCCCUCUCUUUAAGAAGUGCCAAGCUGCACCCAAGUUAUACACAAACAGAGUGGCAUAUGUCCAAGGUGUUGUUUUAAAUGUUGAGUUGAUUAUUUCUGGUAUGUGAUUUUAAAUUUUUUAGAAUAAAUUAGAGUUGCAUUAUUUAGAUUUACAAUUACAAAUUUUAAUCACUUUGCAAGUUAAACCCGUUGAUGGGUUUUCGCUUGUGUUGGCCAACAAGCUAUUAAUGGUGUCAUUUGUCAUGCUUUAUAUUUCGUAAUUGUCAAAUGCCAAAUGGGUCAUUGGGAGGUUAUGGAGGGACUUAAAAUCGCCACACCUGAUACCUCAUUGAAGUGUCUGCCUGUUUGAAGGCCUUAUCAUGACUUUAGCUUGAUGCUACAUUUCAUUCUGUGGUGACUUUGCCUUUGGUUAUUGUUAGGAGAGAGAAAAAAAACACAACUAUGCUCAGCACAAGUGAGAUCCCUGGAACAGUUGGACAGCUGUUCUUGAUGCAAAGUUAUGGGUACUCAUAAUGUCAGGGGAACUCAACUCGAAGUUCAGUUCAAAUAAGUGUUGUCAAGUUCUUAAUUUGACUGUAUGCCUGUUAGGACCAAUGAUCUACAUGUUCAUGCUCAUGUUUUCCAAUUAAAUUCUGUUUUAUGGUCUCUGUAA